AUGGGUGACAAUGUUGCAGAAAUGGGUGACAAUGUUGCAUCAGUUGCUGAAGCUGCAAAUAACACCAUGGUGACUUAUGAUGUAGGCCACCCAUAUCACCUCAAUCCUUCAGAUUCCCCUGGGAUGAAUCUCAUCCAUUCUAUAUUUGAUGGAAAAGGUUUUCCAGGAUGGAGAAGAUCAAUCUUCAUAGCCUUGUCUGCAAAGAAGAAAUUAGGCUUUAUCAAUGGAUGCAUUAAAGCACCAGAACCAACAUCUAAAGAUUAUGAACAAUGGAGCUGUGUAAAUGAUAUGAUAAUAGCAUGGCUUUUGAAUGCAUUAUCUCUAGAUAUUAGAGAUAGUGUCAUUUACUCAAAAACAGCUAAAGAGCUAUGGGAUAGUUUGGAACAAAGAUUUGGAAAGCUGGAUGGAGCUAAACUCUAUCAACUUCAAAAGGAAUUGUCCACUGUAGUGUAG
Messenger RNA from Solanum dulcamara, 453 nucleotides. RefSeq lists its product as uncharacterized. Bases 1 to 453 code for a protein of 150 amino acids. NCBI's taxonomy places the organism in Eukaryota, Viridiplantae, Streptophyta, Magnoliopsida, Solanales, Solanaceae. The transcript has a single exon. The record is from RefSeq and is a predicted model, not a curated record.